This is a messenger RNA of Saccharomycodes ludwigii, 2058 nucleotides long. RefSeq names its product aspartate--tRNA ligase MSD1 (gene MSD1). The record is from RefSeq and is a predicted model, not a curated record. Gene Ontology annotation, cellular component: mitochondrion; cytoplasm. Gene Ontology annotation, molecular function: ATP binding; nucleic acid binding; aspartate-tRNA ligase activity. The transcript has a single exon. Gene Ontology annotation, biological process: aspartyl-tRNA aminoacylation. Bases 1 to 2058 code for a protein of 685 amino acids. NCBI's taxonomy places the organism in Eukaryota, Fungi, Ascomycota, Saccharomycetes, Saccharomycodales, Saccharomycodaceae.
AUGUUGAGGUCAUCAAUAAGUUUGACUACAAAAAGAUGUAUUAGCGUAGCCACUAAUAAUGAUUUGACACCACCGUCUUUACAAUCCAUUAAGAAUAAGUUUCAUUUUUUUAAGACAAUGCAAUCCGUCAACGACUUGAAAUUGAAUGAUUCUACUGUUACUUUAAAUGGUUGGAUUGAUUCUAAACCGAAAAAAAUUGGCAAAAAUUUAAUAUUUGGUACUUUUCGUGAUAUUAAUGGAUCUAAAAUACAAUUGGUUGAUUCACAGAAUUUAUUAAAGAAUUUAAAUGUUGAAGACUGUAUCCAACUUCAAGGUAAAGUCAAAUUGAAAAAAGUUAAAAAAAACACAGGGUUAUUCGAUCAUAAUGAUCUUAAUAAUACUGAGAAGUAUGAAAUAUCUGUUUCUUCAUUGAAUAUUCUAAAUUCUGCCAACAAAAAACCUUCUCAAUUAUAUGACUUAUUAACUACAGAAAAUGAAGCUAAUAACAACAACUUUCCCGCUGAAUAUAGAUAUUUACAAUUGAGACAGCCUAAAUAUCAAAGCAUAUUGAAAAAAAGAUAUGAAGCUAAUAAAUGUAUUAGAAACGUGUUAGAUUCGUAUGGUUUCAUAGAAGUGGAAACACCUUUAUUAUUUAAAUCUACACCAGAGGGUGCCAGGGAAUUCAUUGUACCAACAAGAAACACCAGCAAAUUUGACAAUUCUCCGUUAUUUUAUGCAUUGCCACAGUCACCUCAACAAUACAAACAGUUAUUGAUGGCCAGUGGGGUUCAUAGAUAUUUCCAAGUAGCCAAAUGUUUUAGAGAUGAAGAUUUAAGAGCUGAUAGACAACCAGAAUUUACUCAAAUUGAUAUGGAAUUGUCAUUUGCUAACAGUGAAGAUGUGAUGGAAGUAGUUAGUGAUGUUGUCUGUCAAACUUGGUCUAAAAUAGCACAAACUUCUUUACAGACUGUUGAUUCUAAUAAUCACUCAAUUGUUUUGGAUAUACCCGUCAACACUAACAAGAUCAACACAAUCACCUACGAACAGGCCAUGACUAAAUAUGGUAUUGAUAAGCCAGAUUUACGUUUUCCUCAAUUGCAAAUAAUAAAUAUGAGUGAAUUAGGAUGCCGCGCCUAUGAAAAUGAAGAUUACCCAAUCUUUGAGAUUUUAAUUAUGAGAAAGGCGUUUACUGACCUAACGGAAUACAGUCAGAACUGGGAAAGCUUGUUAGUCAAUGAGGAUAACUAUAACUACAGAGUACCAACUGUGGUACCAAUUACUACAAAGAAUAAUGAGAUAUGGUUUGAAAAUUUUACUUCAUUUGCCACGUUUGAAAAUCCAAAAUUAAUGAAUAAAAUCUUGAAUUUGGAACCAGGCGAUAUUGUCCUAGGCUCUACUAGAGAGCCUAAUCAAUUAAUUUUUGAAAAUCCGACGCCAUUGGGAAGAGCACGCCAAUUAAUUAUUAAAAAUGAAUUAGGUAAAAAAUUAUAUCAGGUGAAAAAUAAUAAUGCUCCAGUGGCUUCUUGGGUUGUAGAUUUCCCAUUAUUUUCGCCAGUAGAAGAGAAACCGCAGUCUCCAUUAAUCAAUACAAGACAGCAAUACCCUAAAUACAAAAAAAAUGAGUAUACAGCAACACAUCACCCAUUUACUAUGCUAAAUAUAAAGGACUACGAUAAAUUUCAGAAUGUGAAUAAAGAUGAAAACAUGUUUUUACAAACUAAAGGAUUACAUUACGACUUAGUAAUCAACGGUGUUGAGUUAGGUGGAGGUUCAAGGAGAAUCCAUGAUCCAGUUUUGCAAAAAUUCAUAUUUGAUAAUAUUUUGAAGGUAAAGAAUGAUGAUAUUUUUAAGCAUUUAUUAAAUGCCUUUGAAAUGGGAUGUCCCCCACAUGCUGGCUUUGCUAUCGGAUUUGAUAGAAUGUGUGCUAUGAUGUGUAAUUUAGAAAGUAUUAGAGAUGUAAUUGCAUUUCCUAAGAGUGUUACUGGCUCCGAUUUAGUUGUUGGAAGCCCAAGCUUUGUUGACGACAGAACUUUGAAAGAAUAUAACAUUGAAACCUUAUCAACACUAAAGGAUAAAUAA